Messenger RNA from Ornithorhynchus anatinus (platypus), 4453 nucleotides. It is a transcript of the gene SLAIN2, whose product is annotated as SLAIN motif family member 2. The transcript has 9 exons. Gene Ontology annotation, biological process: positive regulation of microtubule polymerization; microtubule nucleation; cytoplasmic microtubule organization. Lineage: Eukaryota; Metazoa; Chordata; Mammalia; Monotremata; Ornithorhynchidae. Gene Ontology annotation, cellular component: microtubule plus-end. The coding region runs from base 75 to 1799 and encodes 574 amino acids. The record is from RefSeq and is a predicted model, not a curated record.
CCGCCAUGUGGCGGCCGGCGGAGUAGCGCGGGCGUGGUCCGGGGCUCCCGCCGUGCGGCCUCCGCGGGCCCGGCAUGGAGGACGUUAACUCCAACGUCAACGCGGACCAGGAGGUGCGGAAGCUGCAGGAGCUGGUGAAGAAGCUGGAGAAGCAGAACGAGCAGCUGCGGAGCCGGUCGGGGGCGGGGGCGGCGGCGGCGGGGUCCGGCCUCGCCCACGCCUCGCCUCGCUCGGCCCCGCCCGGGCCCGGCCCGGCCUCGGGAUCCGGGGCGAAGGCGGCGGGGGCGUCCGGGCCCGGGCCCCCGAGGAGCGGCGGCUGGGAGGCGCGGGACGCCCCGAGCCUCCCGCCCCCCGGCCCCCCGGCGCCGGGCGUCCAGGCCGGCCUCCUCGACCAGGUGGAGCCGCUGAGGCCCGAGGAGCUGGACCGCCUGUCGGGCUGGGACGACCAAGAGGAGAACUGGUUGUAUUCGUCACCAAAGAGAAAGCCAAGCCCCGGGCAGAAGGCUGUCAGCCCGUUGGUUUGGUGCCGGCAGGUUCUGGAUUUCCCAACCCCCGAAGUGGAGUGUGCGAAAAAAUCUCUGAUCCACAAGCUGGAGCAGACUAUGACAGCCAUCAAGAGGCAGAGUUUAUACAGUAAUCCUUUCAACUCUGUGAGUUACACGAAUUCCUAUAGCCCCAGUGCUAGCAGCCCUUAUAGCAGUGGUUUCAACUCUCCUUCGUCAACCCCAGUAAGGACUCCUGUGGUAAAGCAGCUUGCGCUUCCUGGAAGUUUGGGAAAUUUUAAAAGCUCAGCAGAGAAAAAUCCUCCCCUCAGUCCCCAGUCUUCCAUAGACAGCGAGCUAAGUGCUUCAGAAUUGGAUGAAGACUCAAUUGGAUCAAACUACAAGCUAAAUGAUGUCACAGAUGUCCAGAUUCUAGCUAGGAUGCAGGAAGAAAGUCUCCGGCAAGAGUACGCGGCCACCGCGUCCCGGCGCAGCUCCGGCUCGUCCUGCCACUCCACUCGGCGGGGCGCAUGCAGCGACCAGGAACUCGACGCGCCCAGUUUGGAAGACGAUGAUGACAGCACGCACCACCCCGUGUACCCUGCCCUGAGCAGGUUCUCUCCGUCUCCCCGCAACUCCCCGCGACCCUCCCCCAAACACUCCCCCAGGAAUUCUCCUCGCUCUCGCUCGCCUGCACGGGGAGUGGAGUUCCCCCGAGGGUCUCCCCAGCCCAUGAUCAGCCGCUUGCAGCAGCCUCGCCUCUCGCUUCAGGGCCACCCAGCCGACUUGCAGACCACCAGCGUCAAGAACGAAGAAAAACUAAGACGUAGUCUUCCAAACCUGUCCAGGACACCUACCACCCAAGUCGACUCUGUGAAAAGCAGCAGAAGUGACUCCAAUUUUCAAGUGCCAAAUGGAGGAAUACCUCGCAUUCAACCACAAGCCUCAGCCAUCCCUUCUCCGAGUAAGUUCCGGUCCCCGGCGGCGCCGUCUCCGCUGGCCCUGCGGCCACCCGUGCGAGCGUUCAGCAGCCACGGCCUGGGCCCCGCCGGCGCUUCGGACACGACCCAGCUCCCCCAGAGCGGCGCCUCCGCGGGCGCCCCCCCGACUUCGGCCGGCGGCUCCAGCAGCGCCCCUCUCGCCAGACCUCCGGGGGCCCCGGGGCUGAGGAGCGGCCUGCCCAGACCCAGCGCCCCGGUCACCGGCGGGAUCCCAGUGCCUCGCAGCAAGCUCGCCCAGCCUGUUCGCAGGUCGCUGCCAGCACCCAAAGCCUACGGCAGCAUGAAAGACGACAGUUGGAAAGAUGGCUGCUAUUGACCUGCGGGGGCCCCUUCUCCAGACUCAAUAUGCAGGACUGUCCGGAUGUGACUUUGGGAUUGGAAAAUCCCGGUCCUCUCUGUCAACGUGAGCACAAACUGGCAGAGACGGCCAAGCAGCACUUUAAUGCCAUUAAACAUCAGAUAGGGUUGGUGAUCACACAGUACCGUCCCAUGGAAUCACUUUUCGUUCUCCCGUUUGAUCAGAGGCCCGACCUGUCUCGUUCUGUCUGAUAGCGGCCAAGUCCCAGGCAAAACCCUAACGGAUGCCAAAGAGCAAGCUCACGGGGGACAUUAGUGGGGGCGUCCGAGGUGCCAGGCACCUGGGCCGCCUUCUGAACUCAGUGCUCGAGCGGGCGGGCGGGCCGGCAGGUCUUGCCUGCGGCAGCCACCAUAUAGAGGAGUUCUGGGCCUGCCCCGGCCGCAGCCGGUUUGAGCGUGAUGCCCCCCCGCCCCCCGUUGCAGAGUGUCUGGGCCUCCAGCUGGGCCCCGCCCCCUAAGGGUUUUAGGUUGAGCUCAGGGGACAACCAAACACAAACAUACAACUUCAGAGGAGAGCCACGCCCUGGGCUGCGUUGACAUAUCAGAAUUUUGUGUGUGUGUGAGUGCACGUUUGCACACGUGUGUGUGUAUGUGUGUGUGUAUACAAUCUAUUUCCACUUUCUAGCCCAUGGCUCAGGAACAGCGAGUGAUUCCCUUGAAUGUGGCGGCCCAGGUGCGAGCAUACUCUUUGCUCUGAGAAAGCUGGGUGGGAGAAUUGGUUUGGCUCCUUGGCAGGGUUUCUUGAGGAGGGGGGGCGAGAAAUUCCAACAGUUCUUGAGCAUCGGCCGAUGUCCUCCGUGCCUGCGUCCUGUCGGAAAGCUGGACUUGGUCGAAAAGAAGGAAGAUCUAUGCAUCUGUAUAACACACAGUCUCUGUAGAGGACCGUGGUCUUCUGAAACCAAAUGACACUUUGGGAUGAUUCCCAGCAUGGGAAUUGCUUGCUGAAUCCCAUUUUUUACAUCGAAUGACAUUAAUUUUCUUUGAGGAGAUUGUUUCUGUUUGGCUGUGUCUUGCCUUACUGGUACUGAGUUUGAGAUUGGCUGUGUGUGUGCACGCACACACACACACACACAAACGCACACUCUCUCUCUCUCUCUCUCCCAGACUCGAGCCUUCUUUAUCACUGGAUCUCUGCUCACUAUUGUUCCCAUGCUGUAGCAGGCGCUUCUCUGUGGAGCUAAAUCCUUUGAAAGAAUGACUUUCGGGAGACGGCAGACUAGAAAUUUUUUGGUUAAGUCAAAAUAAGUUGGCAUGAGAAAGUGGAGCAGCAGGACUGCGGUGAGGGUUGGUAGAAGGGCAGCUAGUCAAGGGACCAGCCCCUCCUGCAGGGGGCUUGAUGCCACCUGAACUGUGGGAGGGAGAGAUGGGCCCUGGGCCACCUCCUCAUUGGAUCAGGGAGAAGGAUCUCCAACGGCCAGAGCCCGCCUAGACAGGCAGAGGGAGGGCUGGGAAACCAGGCUUGUAAACAGGGGUCGGUGAGGCAGAGAGGAAAGGACUUGGGCGCAGGACCCCUGAACUGUCCACACGUGUUGGCCAGAUGGGUUCUCCGGAUCGUGUUUUGCCCUCCCGGAGGAGCGGCUGACUCGUCGCUCCCCAGACUCUUCCUAGAAGUCUCUAGAAGCCUUGCCGCCAGCGUGGGUGCCAUGAACAGCAAGACGCACUCUCCAGGAACCUCGGCAGGGGAUGAUGGAUUGGUGCCCAAGUGGAGCCUCGCCGAGACCGGCAGCCACGGCUGUGUGUGCCCCCUGCCCCUGGCUGAGCACCGGGCUCCUAGGGCCGCUCCGGGCCACGGCCAUCCCGGGGGGCAGGGCGGGAGGGUUGGAGGGAAUGAAGGUCCAUGAGACUGAAUGCAUUCAAGAGAUAGAAGGAAGAAUUCACCUUAGCCAGAAAGACAGGACUCGGUACUGGUGGGGUGCCGUGUUGCAGAGAUCUACCACAGCCUAAACGACAGGGACUAUUUUUAUGGGAAGAGAUUAUCCAAUUUUUUUAUUUAGAUCUGUUUCAGAAGAAAUAUUCAGGUUAUUUAACUUUGUUUUAAAGUUGUUGCAUUGAAAGCCUGUACUUGAAAAGACAUUGAGAUUUAUCACCUAGAAAAGGUCUGCAGAACUUGAAAUGGGAAAGCCUUGUGGGACCUGCCGUUCCCCCCGCCCCCCAAAGUCUUUGACUGUUUUCCAUAGGGAGCUUCUGGGCGUUGCCCAUUUUUCUGUUUGGGGAAAUGACAGGCCCCUCCCGCGGUGAGCUGGGAGCUGGCUGCAGGAAAUGUGGCUCGGAGCAACUGGUGCCUAGGAUUUCCUUACCUUAGGGUUUGAUCUAUAGUCGUCGGGUUUCAUGACUGUGGGUUUUUGGUUUCGGUGCCAAUGGCUUCAAAUGGUCACUUGUAGAUAGGCAGAAAGCUGACAGCCUGCUUCCAAAGUUAUUUAAUUUUCCCCAGUGUUUGAAUGGUUUUUUUGUAAGUGUGUUAAUAAAAGUGUGAAAAGUGGGACUAUUCUUAAGACUCGGGCAUCUGCUGCGUCCAUUUUUAUACAGCCUGUUUGUACAAUGUAAGAUGCUUUUUGAAGAGCAGUCAGUGCUCGGAUCCUGGAAACUACAUUUAGUAAAGUAACAUACCAUUCA